Melospiza georgiana is the source of this 3256-nucleotide messenger RNA. RefSeq names its product leucine rich repeat containing 41 (gene LRRC41). The record is from RefSeq and is a predicted model, not a curated record. The transcript is spliced from 10 exons. Gene Ontology annotation, cellular component: cytoplasm; nucleus. Lineage: Eukaryota; Metazoa; Chordata; Aves; Passeriformes; Passerellidae. The coding region runs from base 205 to 2565 and encodes 786 amino acids.
GGCGCGGCCCUUCCAAACAUGGCAGCCGGCAGUGCGUGUGGCCGUGCCAAGGCGGGCAUUGCUGCGCUCCCGCCAUUCCUCUCCCUUCUUUCUGUGUGUCUCGGCCUCGGAAGCGGCUCGGCGGGGCUGUUACCGUCGGUCUGUCCGCCCCGGUUCUCGGCACGACCUCCCCAACACGGCCGCCCGCUGUAGCCGCUCCCCAAGAUGGCUGCGCGGCGCAGGCGGCCCGUGCCCGAGGCGGUGAUGGCGGCCGAGCGGCCGCGCAGCCUGUUCGCGCUGAGCGCGGCCGCCGUGAGCCGCAGCAUGGCCGCCCUGGAGCGGGACGUUUGGGCGCUGCCCGGGCACCUCCUGCGGGCGCUCCUGCCGCUCCUCACCAUCUUCCACCUCGAGCGGGCCGAGGACGCCGCGCGGAGAGCAGGCCUCUCGACACAGCCCAUCUGGCGCAAGCUGUGGGAAGAUGUGAUGAAAACCAGGCCGCCCAACUCGGAGAGCAUAACAUGCUGGAGGAAGAAGUUCCUUGAAACAUUCUUCUCCAAUGUCCUCCAUGGUGUCCUGGACGUUUCCUCUGACUGGCGCCUCCACGACCGUCACUUCUCGCCGCUGCUGCACAGCUCCCCGCACGUUUCCCAGCUCACCCUCUGCAACAUGCUCCAGGGGGCCGUGGAACUCACUGCCCAGCACAACCACGAGGUGCUGGAAAACCUGGCUGCCUCCCUGCGGGUCUUGAAGUUCCAGCACCUCCUCUUCUGUGACCAGUCCGUCAGCCGCUCGCUGGUUUUGCUCCUCCACCGGCUGAUCCACCACGGCUCUGUCAGCCAGGUGUCCAUGUGCUCCUGGCCUGUUCCUGACACGGUUCUUCUCGUCCUCAUCCUCACCAUGAGCGCUGGGUUUUGGCGCUCGGGAAAUGCCCUCACCUGUCACGGCAGCCCGUGUGGCCUUUGCAGAGAGGAGGACAAAGCCCAAGGCCAGCAGUCAGCACAGGAGGGAGCAGAGAGGGGCUGUGAUGCUGAGCAGGAGGGGAGCGGUGCUGAGAACCAGAAGAGAUCCCCAGAAGAGGCUGAUGCUUGCAUGACCUCUGUCCUCUCUGGCCCCAGAAGUCCUCCCCUGCGAAACCCAGCAUGUGAAGAGACAAGCAGUGAGGUGCCUUGUGGCCACACUAACAUUCAGGGGGGCUCUUCCCCUUGUUCCAGCUCACAGCAGCUGUCCUGUCACCCCGUUCCUCGAAAGACACGCAGAUGGCAGAAACCUGCAGCGGGGAGGAAACGUCGCUGCCUCAGGCGAAGCAGGGGACACUAUGCUGACCCAGAAGAUCUCUAUGAUUUUGUUUUUACUGUUGCUAGAGAGGAUAAUUCAGGGUUACUGGACAAAACCAGGACCACAGAGGGAGAGAACACUGAGAACUGGACUAGUUCUUCCCCAGGAUCUCCAUGCACUGGCCAUGUUGGCUGUAAGAAAAGAGGAGGACCUGCUGCAACCCUUUCUCUGAAAGCUGCUCACCGCUUCCGAAGUGUCUCCACACUGGAAUUGUUCUCCAUUCCUUUGACUGGGGAGACAUGUCGGACUCUGAGUAACCUGCUGAGCUCCUGGGUGUCUCUAGAAAACCUGGUUCUGUCCUACAAUGGCCUGAAUGCCAACAUCUCCUGCAUCCUGUCGGGGCUCCGGGCCCUGUCACGGCACCCCGAGUGCCGGUUCCGCGUGCUCCGCGUGAGCGACAUGUUCUCGCACAUGCCCUGCGUGGAGCUCGUGCGCUGCGCCCUGAGCGCCCUGCCCCAGCUCCGCACGCUCUCCGUCAGCUUCGACCUCAAAAACCAGCUGGAGGCCACCACGCCAGAGGCGAGCCCGAGCUGCAGUGAGGCAGAAAUCCCAGAAAGCUGCCUGGAAGUGCUGGAGAUCCGAUUCCCCAGAGAACCUCUGCACGCUGCGCUCCUGCUGCCGGUGCUCAAGGCGUCCAAGUCCCUCCAGCAGCUGUCCCUUGACAGUGCCACCCUGCCCUGCCCCCAGGAGCUGGGGCUCCUUUUGGAGGUGCUCAAAGAGUGUACUCCAAAUUUGAAGAAACUGAGCUUUCAUGAUGUAAACCUGGCUGAGCACCAGAAAGAAGUUCUGCUUCUGCUUCAGGAUCCUGGCCUACAAGAAAUCACCUUUUCCUUCUGCCGGCUGUUUGAAAGCUCUACUGCUGAGUUUUUGUCAGAAAUAAUCAAUACAGUGAAAAGAAAUUCAUCACUCAAGAGCCUCAAACUGCCUGGGAACCGCCUUGGGAAUCACAGGCUGGUUGCCCUUGCAGACAUUUUCUCUGAAGAUUCCUCCUCUUCUCUCUGCCAGCUGGAUGUCAGCUCAAACUGCAUCAAACCUGAUGGGCUCCUGGAGUUCACCAAGAAGCUGGAAGGCCACAUCCAGCAGAGAGGGGGACAGCUUCCAUUCACACAGCUGCGCCUGUUCCAGAACUGGCUGGACCAGGAUGCAGAGACAGCGCAGGAGGCGCUGCGGCGGCUCAGGGCCCUGUGCAGCGUGGUCAACGACGCCUGGGACUCCUCCCAGGCCUUUGCUGACUACAUCAGUGUCAUGUAGGGACACAGGAGCAGGGGAAACCCAUCACCACCUCAUUUCACAGCACAGCUGGGGGUUCUUCCCCCUUUCAAGCAGUACAGAGUUGUUCCUUUCACUCUGCUGUUCAUUUGAAGAAGGGGUGUGACACUGCCAUGACACAGCAGAGCACGUGGGCCAAUUGCUGUAUUUCCAGGUGAUCCAACUCUGCCAUCUUUUCAAGUAUCAUAAAUGGGACAUACAUCAAAUCAGCCUCUGAACAAACAGCUGUUUACAUCACUGGGUGUUGUGACAAAUUUCAUGUUGUUUCAGCUGAUGUCUCACCGAUAACCAUGUCCAGCGUGGGAGAGACUCAGAAGCAAUCAGGCUGUGGUCCUUGACAACCAGGUCUAGGUGCUCUUGUUUUUGAGAAGUAUUGGACAAUAUCACCUGACAUCCCUUCCAGCUUCUUCAUUCUGUGGUCUGUGAAAUAGGAACUCCUCCCUCCACUAAAGGGAGGAGAAAACAAGCUAACAAAGCCCCCAGGCUUGACCUUUUUCCACUUGAAAAUUUGUACUUUACAGCAAAAAAUUCUUUAUGUACCAAAUAGCUUGCUGUUUAUUUGCAAUCACACUGCCCUUUUCCAGUGUCAGCAGUCAUUUUACAGAGGUUUUGAAUAUUUGAAUAGUUUGUUAUUUUGUAACAUUUUCGUAAUAAAAUUAAGAAUCAUAAUGUA